UUUAUUUGCUCUUACAAAGUGAUAAGAGCAUAAAGACUAGAUCCCUCACACACUCCACUACCUCUCUCUCUAGAACUCAGAAUGGACUCUCUCGCUCUAAUCUGCACCGUCGCCCUCCUGGGCGGCGGCCUCUACUGGUUUGUCUGCGUCCUGGGCCCCGCCGAAGUCAAGGGCAAGAGCGCCGUCAACCUCUCCGGCGGCUCCAUCACCGCCGAGAAGGUCCAGGACAACUACAACCAGUACUGGUCCUUCUUCCGCCGCCCCAAGGAGAUCGAGAAGACCGAGAGCGUCCCCGACUUCGUCGACACGUUCUACAACCUCGUCACCGACAUCUACGAGUGGGGCUGGGGCCAGUCCUUCCACUUCUCCCCCUCCAUCCCCGGCAAGUCCGACCGCGACUCCACCCGCCUCCACGAGGAGAUGGCCGUCGAUCUCAUCUCCGUCUCCCCCAACCAGAAGAUCCUCGACGUCGGGUGCGGCGUCGGCGGCCCCAUGCGGGCCAUCGCCGCCCACUCCCGCGCCAAGGUCGUCGGCAUCACCAUCAACGAGUACCAAGUCAACCGGGCGAAACUCCACAACAAGAAAGCCGGGCUCGAUUCCCUCUGCGACGUCGUUUGCGGCAACUUUCUGCAGAUGCCCUUCGAGGACGACAGCUUCGACGGCGCCUACUCGAUCGAGGCGACGUGCCACGCGCCCAAGCUCGAGGAGGUGUACGCCGAGGUGUACCGGGUCUUAAAACCCGGCGCCCUCUACGUCUCCUACGAGUGGGUCACCACGGAUAAAUUCAACGGCGACGACGCGGAGCACGUGGAGGUCAUCCAGGGGAUCGAGAGGGGCGAUGCGCUGCCCGGGCUGAGGAGCUACGCGGACAUAGCGGAGACGGCCAGGAAGGUGGGGUUCGAGGUCCUCAGGGAGAAGGAUCUGGCCCUGCCGCCGGCGCAGCCGUGGUGGACGCGGCUGAAGAUGGGGAGGAUCGCCUACUGGCGGAACCACAUUGUCGUCACGGUGCUCGCGGCGCUGGGGAUCGCGCCCAAGGGGACGGUGGACGUCCACGAGAUGCUCGUGAAGACGGCCGAUUACCUCAGCAGGGGCGGGGACGCGGGGAUUUUCUCCCCGAUGUACAUGAUCCUGUGCAGGAAGCCUCACGGGACUUCCCAUGAACCCUCGUCUUAAGAAGAAGAAGAAGAAGAAAACGUCUUUUGAUAAAAUUGAGGAGGUAUUGGUUAUCUUUUCAAAGUUCUAAGCAUUAUCCGUUGUCUUUUCAAUUAUUUUUCUUCUUUUUUUAUGAAUUAUCUAAUUUUGCUUAGUUGGGAUGGUCAAGAUUUCCGGAUCUUGUUUUAAUUAAUAUUAAAUUUUGCUGGUUCUGUGUUGAA
Messenger RNA from Rhododendron vialii, 1373 nucleotides. RefSeq names its product 24-methylenesterol C-methyltransferase 2-like. Gene Ontology annotation, molecular function: S-adenosylmethionine-dependent methyltransferase activity. The record is from RefSeq and is a predicted model, not a curated record. Lineage: Eukaryota; Viridiplantae; Streptophyta; Magnoliopsida; Ericales; Ericaceae. Bases 82 to 1173 code for a protein of 363 amino acids. Gene Ontology annotation, biological process: steroid biosynthetic process. The transcript has a single exon.